AUGGAUCGUAAUAACUAUUUGUGCUGGAAGUCUCAAUUUCAGGAUAUCCUAGAGAUUCAUGACCUUGAGGAAGUUGUGAAAAGUGAUGCACGACCUGACAAGAAACUAGCAGAUGGAUCCAUCAAUCCCGCCUACUCCAAAGACAAGCUUGUGUUGAGUUGGAUCAAGGCCACUUCAUCCCCACAAAUCAAAACUCUCCUUAUUCCUUGUACGACAGCAUCAGAAGCAUGGUCUCUCCUUGAUAAGAGACUCUCUCCUCUCUCUAAGACUUAUAUUCGUACCCAGCGAGACCAAAUAAGGACCUUGAAGAAAGAAUCAGAAAACACGGUUGCUGAGUACUUGAUGCAUGCCAAAUCCCUCUAUGAUUCUCUUGUUGCGGCUGGAUCUCAAAUGACAGAUGAAGAGCUUAUCGAGUAUAUUCUCGAUGGCCUAGGUCACGACUAUAAGGAGUUCACAACAUCCCUUCACCUCCGCUCCUCGCUUUCUUUUGAUGAGUUCUAUGACCUUCUCAUUCAAGAGGAACAAUUAAUCAAGAAGAUGUCUUCUGUUUCCCUUUCCUCAGGGAUGGCUCUAGCAGCAGAUCGAUCGACAAAUCAGCAUGAAAAUUCAGAUAGAAGGCAAUACAAUAAUAACCACUCAAACAACAAUUAUCAAGCACAAGGACGUGGCCGUGGACGAGGUCGAGGGUGGUAUUCAAAUCGUGACAGAAACUGGAGUAAUGGUAACAAUUACAAAGACCACAACUGGAACCAAAACAGUCAGAGACGAAGCUGGAAUAAAUCAAACACUGAUCAGCAGCGUGGGAAUUCAUCAUCAGCGAAUUAUUCACAUCAGGUCUCAUCAGAUACUCGUCCUCCAUUGCUCCCAACACCGAUUCAGCAACAAAAUUAUCAGUUUUCAGUGAUUUGUCAACAGUGCAACAAAGUUGGCCAUACCUCAAGGAUCUGUCCAGAACGAGGAAACUUUGCAUACCUUGCUGAAACCAAUAGUGCUGCUGUUUCAUUACCAGGUCAAGUUACUUCACCCAAUCACUCGGUUACAAAUUGGUGCGUUGAUUCAGGGGCAACACAUCACAUGACCUCAGAUCCUUCAUCUCUCUCUAAUGUUCAGCCAUAUACAGGACAACAAGACGGGCAAGGUUCUUCUUACUGGCAGUAGCUAUGGCGACCUAUAUUACAUUCAUACCAGUCAUCAGAUUUCAGAGAAGCUAGUUUUCUAUGGUGAAAGAGCAACUCAGGAUGUGUGGCAUGCUCGCC
This is a messenger RNA of Prunus mume (Japanese apricot), 1256 nucleotides long. Lineage: Eukaryota; Viridiplantae; Streptophyta; Magnoliopsida; Rosales; Rosaceae. The record is from RefSeq and is a predicted model, not a curated record.